AUGCGCGUCGCCAUCAUCCUCGCCAGCGCGACGCUCGCAGGUGCGUUUGGUGGUGCGAUUGCGUAUGGCGUUGGGCAUAUGCAAAUGGUUCAAGGACUCGCCGCGUGGCGAUGGUUAUUUAUCUUGGAAGGAAUCCCUUCCUGCGUUUCGUCGGUCGCGGUGUGGUUCAUUCUACCGGAUUAUCCUGAAGAAGCAUCAUGGUUAUCGACACCCGAGCGCGAACUGGCGGUCGCGCGACUUGAAAAGGAAGGAUCGAAAGGCAACGCGCCGUCCCUGAACUGGGAGACUGCGAAGGCGACGCUACUGGAUGGCCGCCUGUGGGUGCAUUAUGUCAUCUACUUUGGCAUCUCGGCACCUUUCAGCUCACUAAGCUUGUUCACGCCCACCAUCACUGCUGGCUUGGGCUACGAGAAUCUCCAAGCUCAGCUCAUGACGGUACCUCCAUAUGCAGUGGCCUAUGUGGUUUCGAUCAUCACAGCGUGGUCAUCAGACUACUUCAACGCGCGCGCCCUUCAUUCGGCGGUCCUAUCUACCGUAGGAGCGAUUGGCUUCCUUGUAUCUGCACUGCUUCCUGCAGACGCUUAUCAUGCGAGAUACGGAUGCUUGAUCGUUGCAGCCAGCGGGGCAUUCUCCUGUAUUCCGCCACUACUGGGCUGGCUGAGCAGUAACAUGCACAGUACUGCUGCGGCUGGUCUUGCCAUCGCAUUGAACGUUUCUUGGGGAGCGCCGGGACAGAUUCUUGGAGUUUGGAUCUACAAGGCAGAUGAGAAAGCGAAAGGUUACCCUACAGGUCAUUGGGUGAACUUUGGCAUGUUAGUCAUGGUUGCAUUGGGAUGUAUUGGUCUGCGAUUUUACUACCAGUCGAGGAACAAGCGAAUGCAGCGAUUGGGUCCAGAUGCGACAGGAAUGGUGAGGGAGUUCAGCUACUAG
Parastagonospora nodorum SN15 is the source of this 930-nucleotide messenger RNA. RefSeq lists its product as hypothetical. The record is from RefSeq and is a predicted model, not a curated record. Gene Ontology annotation, biological process: transmembrane transport. Gene Ontology annotation, cellular component: membrane. Bases 1 to 930 code for a protein of 309 amino acids. The transcript has a single exon. Gene Ontology annotation, molecular function: transmembrane transporter activity. Lineage: Eukaryota; Fungi; Ascomycota; Dothideomycetes; Pleosporales; Phaeosphaeriaceae.